AGAAAAGUAGCUGGCUGAGUACUUAUACUCAAAGAAAAUGCUUAUAAUAAAGAAAAAAUGCAAGGGGAAAUAAGUAAGUAUAAAGGUCAUUGGGAGAACAGAACAGAUGCAAUUUAAACAAAUGCUAAGCAAGCAAAAUGUCCACUAAAUGAACGGGUCAUUCAUAUCAUUCGUUUCCCAUUUAUAAUAAAUCUCCUUUUCCCUCAGAAAGGAAAAUCAGAAUCUGAUGCUACCAGCAGAAUAUGUUCAGCCUGAAACCAACAGAUGUCCUGAACUGUCCUGACGAACGGAAAUAUAACCGUCAUUGUGUUGCAGAGCUCUCUUCUGCUCUUCACUGAAAAAAACAGAGCAGCAGCUGCAGCCUCCCCUGGCGCCAGUUGUAGCCAGUUUUUUUUUUCUUUCCUUCUUUCUUUCACCCUUUUUGUCCAAAUGGUAAUGGUUAACGUCUCCCACUAAGCAUUCCCUUCCCCCGUCUAAAUUUCAUCGCCUCCUCCUCCCGAAGACCAAAAAACCCACCUCAUUUUCCCCACCCAAUAUCCACCCAUCUCCUUGCCUUUCUUCAAAACGCCUGCUUUCCAUGACCACUUGACUUAUUCUUCCAUUUCUCUGCUGGGUUCUUCCUUUCUGAUGGUUUCAGUUUUGCAUUGGGAGUGACUGAAAGACGAGAAAGAUGGGAUUCUUCGGCACCGUAUUGGGUAUUGUUGGGUUCGGCAUUGGAUUGGCAAUUGGGCUUGCGGUGGGGUUCUUUCUCUUUGUUUACUCCAAGCCUAAGGUUGUUAAGGACGCGGUGGUUAGGUCACUUGCGGAGUUGGAUUCUGAGGCCUUGCAGAACAUUCUACCCGAGCUUCCUUUAUGGGUGAAAUGUCCUGACUAUGAACGAGUGGACUGGUUGAACAAGUUUCUCUUGGACAUGUGGCCUUACCUUGAUAAGGCCAUUUGUUCUAUAAUUAGAACCACUGCACAACCUAUCUUCAAGGAGUAUAUUGGGAAGUAUGGCAUUGAAGCCAUUGAGUUUGAGCAUUUGACACUUGGAACUCUUCCUCCCACACUUCAUGGUCUCAAAGUGUUCGACACCAAUCAAAAUGAUUUAGUCCUGGAACCAGCAGUUAGGUGGGCUGGCAAUCCCAACAUAACUUUGGUGUUGAAAUUGAAGUCUUUAGCCGUUACUGUUCAGUUGCUUGAUCUGCAAGUGUUUGCAGCACCAAGGAUAUCAUUGAAGCCUCUGGUACCUACAUUCCCAUGUUUUGCAAACAUUGUGGUUUCCUUGAUGGAAAAACCUCAUGUAGACUUUGGGCUGAGGAUUCUUGGAGGGGAUGUCAUGUCCAUACCCGGUCUUUAUAGAUUUGUUCAGGAAACCAUAAAAAAGCAGGUGGCAAGCAUGUACCUUUGGCCCCAGACGCUUGAAAUACCCGUCCUUGAUCCUUCAACAGUGGUUGUGAAGAAGCCAGUAGGGCUGCUGCAUGUGAAGGUCGUGCGGGCGAUGAAACUGAUGAAGGCUGAUAUCAUAGGAACCUCCGAUCCCUAUGUGAAGCUCAGUUUGAGUGGAGAGGAUCUACCUGCAGUUAAAAAGACCUCAAUCAAGAAGCACAAUCUGAAUCCAGUAUGGAAUGAGAACUUCAGGCUUAUUGUUAAGGACCCCGGUUCUCAACUUCUUCAACUUCACGUGUAUGAUUGGGAUAAGGUUGGUGGCCAUGACACAUUGGGGAUGCAAGUUGUACCCUUGAAAACACUCACCCCACAAGAGACAAAGCAACUAACUCUGGACUUGCUCAAGAGCACCGACGCAUCUGAUCCUCGCGACAAGAAGCAACGAGGCAGAAUCAUGGUGGAGCUGACCCUCGUGCCUUUCAAGGAAGACAGUUCCAUCUCAGGUCGCUUGGAUCAAAUAAAUGGCAGCAGGAAAGGAAGUGGGAAAGGAAGCGAGCUUGUGGACAACGAUGACGAUCCAUUCAAUGGAUCAGGUUUGCUUUCAGUGACAGUACAAUCAGCAGAGGAUGUAGAUGGAGAGAGCCAUAACAACCCUUAUGCUACCCUGCUCUUCAGGGGAGAAAGAAAAAGAACCAAGAUGAUCAGGAAAACCCGUGAUCCACGUUGGAACGAGGAGUUCCAGUUCAUGAUCGACCAGCCUCCUCUGCGAGAGAAGAUCCGGAUCGAGGUGUUGAGCAAAAGGACAGGUUUCAGCUUCAGAUCAAGGGAAUCACUUGGAUAUGUGGAAGUGAAUCUGGAUGAUGUUGUGUACAAUGGAAGGAUCAACGAGAAGUACCAUCUGAUCAAUUCUAAGAAUGGGGUGGUUCAUGUUGAGAUACAGUGGGAUAGAGUGUGAUGUGGGAAGUUGGUUAAAUCGAAGGGUGGCUGCACAGAAAUUCUAUACAGGUUUUGUUUGUUUCAUACAUGGAGAUCUCCAGAUUGUCACAGCACAAGAGAAAUAUAGCAAAUGAAAGAAACCAUUCAAUACUUUGUGUAAAAUAUUAGCAAGCUAAUAUAAUUGAUAUGGAGAACGAUGUGAAUCUAAACUUGAGUGAAGAAAAAGACAGUGAAAAUGGUCAGGCUAUAAAUGGCAGGUAUAAAAAACCUAAAAUAGUCGGACCUGCAUAUUUAGGACUUCCUUAGGCUUGUGUGUUGAACUUUAUUGUCGAAUGUAUCCUAUACUAAAAGUUACUGAAGUGCCUAAGGUAAGGAACAUUGAGAAACAUGCAUGUCUUGAUAAACCUGUGAUAUUAAUGGUAACACGAAUCUCACGCGAGAGAGAUUAAUAAUCGAUAAGUAAGAAAUCAACUUUAAUUCACAAGAUACGUUUUGUGGUGAAAUGGAAGAGUUCUUGUGAGAACUUAGAAGUUAAAUGUGUUCACUGUGAAACACUACAAGGAUGAAUGACUUUAUGAGAAGUCACUUUGAUAUGUAUCCCAAAACAAAAAUCAUGAUGAUAUAAAUCAAAAUUGGACAAUAUCUUAUUGAAAAAAAGUUUGGGGUGUCAAAAUUAGUAUUAACCUUUUCUUUCAAUACUCAAUUGCAACUAGGGCUGCAAAUGAGCCGAGUCGAGUCGAGUUUUACCCCAGUUUGAGCUCGUUAAUAAACGAGUCGAGCUCAGCUUGCUUAUUAACGAGCCGAGUCGAGUCGAGCUCGAGCUAGCUUGUUUAUUAAAAUCUUAACUUUUAUUUGGUACUUCAUUUUGUAUAUCAUGAUACAUAUGAUUUAUUUUGUUAGCUAAUCUCAUAUUAUACUUUGUUGGUAUCAUAUAUCAUUUAGUCAAUAAAUUUCGAACCACUCCAAAUCAUGUUAUUUCACAGUUUCGAAGCAAUCUAUAAUGCAUAAUUUCUUUUUAAAGUAAAAAAUAACAUAUAUUUGCUCACAUACUCAACGUGUUAAACUUUAUAUAUGGUGAGAUAUAUAAUUUAACAACCAUAUGAACUAAAAUCAUAAGAUAUAGAUUGAUUCGUCCAUAAGUUGGUAAUCGAGUUGGCUCUCUAGCCACAUGUUAAGACAAAUCAUGAGCUCUAAACUAGCCAGCUCACGAGUUUAGCUCAACAAGCCACCGAGUCGAGCUAGCUCGCGAGCUUCACGAGUUGAACAAAGGUGAGCUCGUGUUCGACUCGUUUAUUAACUCGAACGAGCUUUUCUCGAGUCGAACGCCGAGCCGCUCGCGAGCAGCUCGCCUCAUUUGCAGCCCUAAUUGCAACACCACCUCCUCGGUGGGAAGAACCAUUAAUUAGUCGAUGGAGAUGUUCCCUUUUUUCCCCCCUUUUCCUAGAAUCUACUUGAGCUCUCUUGCUUUCUCGACAUUGAAAGAAAAGGGGGCGUGAUGAGCUUUUCUCGUUGACUUGCUCCCCAUAAAAAAUCUGGCAAAAUGUUUAUAAGGGUAGUAGUAAAAGAGAAUCCAAUCCCAUCCCCCAUACCAACAACUAAUUAAAGUUUAAGGAUUGAUAUGUGAUUUGAUUAUCUGGUAAUGGAUCUUCACGUGUAAUCAUCAUAUAUCACGUACUAAUACGAAUUGUUGAGAGAAAUUUUGUAGUGAAUUAUAUAUCACAUACUAACACAAGGAGCUUCGGAAAGAGAUGGAGGGAACAUGGAAGAUAUUAUUAGAUGGCAAGAAACGAAGUUGGGUAUGGUUUUGGUUCCUUGUUCAUGGUGUUUUGUGGGGGAGAGGAAUAAAUAACACUUUCUGGUAUUUGUCAAUAAGAUGGGGCAUUUUCCCCUUUCAACAAAAGGUUGGCUUUUUGGUAAAGUGAAGUGGGAAUAGGGGAACUCCACUCGAUGCUGUCUUCCAUUUCUUGCUCAUCGUGAUAAUAAGUUGGCACUAUAAAC
This is a messenger RNA of Linum trigynum, 4302 nucleotides long. Lineage: Eukaryota; Viridiplantae; Streptophyta; Magnoliopsida; Malpighiales; Linaceae. The record is from the annotation of a GenBank genome assembly.